GGCGUCAACAAAGUACGUACUUCGCACACCUCUGUGUCUUGCCUAUCAGGAUCACCAAAAUGAAGUCAGCGGCGCUGUUCUUUGUCCUGGCAAUGGCCUUCACCGGUACUUGCAUUGCAUACCCCGCAAAUGAACACAACGAGAAAGACACAGAGGCGAAUGCACUCAAGCAAGAGGGACGUGCCUUGGAAACGCUGGGACAGAUUUUGCAAGGAAAAGAUACCCCGAUGGAAAGGCGUGCACUCCUGGCUGAACUCGCGAGUCAACUAGGGGCCUUCCAUGGCACCGACUACGAACUGGAUGAGAAAACCUCAGAGUACUUUUUCAAGCUGAUCCGGAGGAUAGUCGGGAAUGUUGCUAAGGCAGUUGUGAUAAACAAAGCUGUUGGUGCCGUCGCUGGAAUGAUUGGAUAAAUCUGAUUCCUAAUGUGAAUUUCCGUCUUCGCUGGACA
Dermacentor albipictus is the source of this 451-nucleotide messenger RNA. RefSeq lists its product as uncharacterized. NCBI's taxonomy places the organism in Eukaryota, Metazoa, Arthropoda, Arachnida, Ixodida, Ixodidae. The record is from RefSeq and is a predicted model, not a curated record.